Molecule: messenger RNA, 2192 nt
Organism: Rana temporaria (common frog)
Lineage: Eukaryota; Metazoa; Chordata; Amphibia; Anura; Ranidae
Gene: LIPI
Product: lipase I
Exons: 10
Coding region: 121-1548 (475 amino acids)
Biological process (GO): lipid metabolic process
Molecular function (GO): carboxylic ester hydrolase activity; lipase activity
Source: RefSeq, a predicted model, not a curated record
CGAAGGUGUCAUUCCUGAACACUUCCUGGUUGUCACUGCGGCCAACAAGCUCUGUGCAUAGAAUCUCCUCCACUGAGUACCAGUCUUCCAUAUCCACUGGGAGGACAGCAAUCUGUCCCGAUGCUGCUGACACUGUGCCUGGGAUUCUACGUCCUUCCCUUCUGUUUGAUCUCCUCCGUCAGGGCUGGUGAUACAAACGAAACAUGCUAUGAAUUCACCGAUCUCGGGUUACAUGACGCUGUUGUUGGAACAACACUGAAGAUCCAGUUGUUAAUUUACACCAGGGAAAAUCCAAACUGUGCCGGGGAUCUGAACCUGGAGAAUACAUCUGCUUUUCAGUAUCUGAACAUAUCAAGAAAAACAAUAUUUAUCACCCAUGGCUAUCGGCCUACCGGAUCUCCUCCUGUGUGGCUGGAUGAAAUUGUCCAGAAAUUGCUUGCCAUCGAUGACUUUAAUGUCAUCUUAGUGGACUGGAACCGAGGAGCUACGACUGUGAUCUAUCACAAUGCUGCUGCAAAAAGCAGGAAAGUAGCUGACAUAUUGAAAAACUUCAUUGACAAGAUGUUGGACCAAGGAGGCUCUUUAGACCUCAUAUAUAUGAUAGGUGUCAGUCUCGGCGCACACAUUUCUGGAUAUGUUGGCAAAAUGUACAAUGGUUCCAUCAACCGCAUCACUGGCCUGGAUCCAGCUGGUCCAUUAUUCAAUGGGAAGCCCCCCCAGGACAGAUUACACCAUACCGAUGCACGAUUUGUGGAUGUUGUUCACUCAGAUACUGAUGGUCUUGGCUAUAAGGAGAGCUUAGGAAAUAUCGAUUUCUACCCAAAUGGAGGAACAGACCAACCAGGAUGUCCAAAAACGAUAUUAUCAGGCUCUGAAUAUUUCAAGUGUGAUCACCAGCGCUCAGUUUUUCUGUAUAUCGCAUCUUUAAAUGAGUCUUGCAGUGUUGUUACAUUUCCUUGUGAAACUUACAAAGAUUACCGUAUUGGGAAAUGUGUGGAUUGCAGGGUAUAUGGAUCCCUCGGCUGUCCGGAAUUAGGUUUUUACGCUGACAAGUGGAGAGAUUAUCUGGUGGCGAAGAAUCCUCCAGUGACGAAGGCUUAUUUUGAUACGGCGUCGGUGAAACCGUUUUGCAUGUUUCAUUAUUACUUGGAUUUUAUUACAUCAAACACUAAUACAAGGAGGGGUUAUAUUACCAUCAAAGUCGAAUCUACAUCCGGAAACAUAACUGAAUCAAAGUUGGACCAGGAUGCUGCCGUGUUUGAGAAAAAUCAGGAGGUUACCCUGCUAGCCAAAUUUGAUCAGGAUUUCGAUCAGAUUUCAAGAAUCUUUGUGACAUUUACCACGGGAUCUGUGGUAGGACCAAAGUACAAGCUGCAAGUUCUAAAAAUGAGGCUCCGAUCCACAGCAGAUCCAUACAGAACGUCAUUCUGCCGAUACGACUUUAUCUUACAAGAAAACACGGAGGUGGAUUUUUUGCCAGUUCCUUGUGAAAACUCCAACUUCUUUUCCUCGUGUUGCAGUGAAGACUCACAGCAAUGUUCAAGAUGAAGAGACGCUCGGUGGUAGCUCAGCCGUUAUAUUCACAUAACUGAAUGUUCAACCAGCAAGCUGAAGAUAAAAAGAGAUACCCAUAGCAAACCAUCAAAUGCCAGAGUCCUAUCCCUCAAAGAUGAAUUUUGAUUGGUUGCCGUGGGCUGACGCACUUUGCACUGUACCGUAAUGGAUAGGUUUGUUUCACUGUGAACCGCACUUGUUUUGAAGGGCUAAAGCCAGCCAUACAUGGAUCAAACCUCAACCCGUUUAGUAGAGACCGGCCAAGAUUUGCUCCAUCUAUGGGCAGGCUUAUUGUACCCAAGUCUAUCUGUCAAUCAACUUGGGUACAGCCAGCCUGUCAGGUUUUUUACAUGUGAUUACUGCCGACAGCUACAGUAUAGUCGCUAGCAAUAAUCAUUGUGUUCUCCUGGCGGUGGAGCCUUCCCGGCUGGCAGAGCACGAUAAUGGUAACUAGAGAGAAAUGUGGGUAAGUGAUGAACUAUAAAUGCACCACAUCCCUAGGUAGUUGAAUGGAAAAAUAUUGUAGCAAUGUGGAAUUGUUUAGGUACCAUACACAGAAGAUAUAAAUAUUAAAAAUGUAUUGAUAUACACAAUUAAAAUGAGUCAAAGAUACGAAAACAUGGGUACAUCGCGAUUAG